CCACACCCUUCUUUGGCCAACCAUCUCUUCCUGCCCCAGACAACUCCCACACUUUUGAAAUCCAAGUUGAAACUCCACCCUGUUGGAGAGGUGGUGAGGCUCCUAUUCGCCGGCUGCCUUCAUUUAAAAGGGAAGGUGAUCUAUGUGCUAGGAAAGGUUGGGAAAGGAGAGAGUCACCAUGGGGAGGCUGCUCUUGUUACUUCACUUAUGUGCCUGGACUUUUGCUUUCGGAAAUAUGUGCAAUUAUUCUAACACAACCCCAGAUUUUGGAGGCCUCUACCAUGUCAAAGGAGUCAUCAGUCUCCCUUACGCUGAAAUCGAAGAGCCGUUUGAAGCCUGGUACAACUUGACUGGGAACAAGAGUCGCAUUGAAUAUUAUAACGGCCAGGUGGUGACGCUGCAGCUUGGAUGUUUAGAGCCCUAUGGUGCCUUGUUCAAGAUUACACCAGCCACCACAGAAAAUGUGGUCAAUAUUCAGAAGUGCUUCCUGUUAAAUGGCACCAAAGAAAGCCAUGUGAAGCCACAAGGAGUCUUUCCCGACAUGAAAGAUUUCAAGUUUGUAAGAGAAGAAUACUUCAAAGGCAUCUACACCUCCGUGUGGCAGAGCAUAACCAACUGGGGCAAGAAGAAGAAUAUCUAUACGAUGUGGGUGACAAACGCCAGCUGUGGAGUCACCCCGGUGCAUUACGAGAUGAAGGGCUACAACAGCUUGCUGGGAUCCCACUACGACAAGUAUGAGAUCAAUUACAGCGACUUCUCCAACAGCUUCCCAGCUUCCGUCUUCGUCCUGAAAUCAAAUGAAACAAAACUGUGUGAUGAGCUGCCAGGAGAUUCCACAGAGCACCACAUCAUGGCCAAUCCAAUGGCUGACUUCGUUGGUGGACAGGAGGAUCGUGCCCACAGUCUGUUCCACCAUUACAGAAAACGCUUUGGAAAGAGCUACGACACUGAGCAGGAGAUGGAACAUCGGAAACACACUUUCACCCACAACAUGAGGUUCGUCCAUUCCAAGAAUCGAGCCAACCUUCCCUUUAAGCUGGCCCUGAAUCACCUGGCUGAUCUCACCUGGGAAGAGAUGGCUGUGAUGAGGGGGAAACUCAAGAGCACGGCACCCAACAAGGGGCUGCCGUUCCCUGAGGAGAUUUACACAGGCCUCAUCUUGCCAGAAAGUUUGGACUGGCGACUCUAUGGGGCAGUGACGCCUGUCAAAGACCAGGCUGUGUGUGGGUCCUGCUGGAGUUUUUCUACUACAGGAUCCCUUGAAGGAGCUCUUUUCCUUAAGACGGGGCAUCUCAUCUCGCUCUCUCAACAAAUUCUCAUCGACUGCUCCUGGGGUUUUGGGAACUACGCCUGCGACGGCGGUGAGGAAUGGCAGGCAUUUGAAUGGAUCCUAAAACAUGGCGGCAUCGCCACCACCGAGUCGUAUGGGCCCUACAAAGGACAAAAUGGCUACUGUCACAGCAACAAGACUCAUCUCGUGAGCAAGCUCUCAAGUUACGUCAACGUCACUUCUGGGAACACGACUGCUCUGAAGGCCGCCAUUUACAAGCACGGACCUGUCUCUGUCAGCAUCGAUGCCUCCCACAGGACCUUCUCUUUCUAUUCUAAUGGGGUCUACUACGAGCCCAAAUGCAAAAACAAGAGGGGUCAGCUAGAUCAUGCUGUCCUGGCUGUCGGUUAUGGUGUCCUUCAAGGAGAGCUUUACUGGCUCAUCAAGAACUCUUGGUCCACCUACUGGGGCAACGAUGGUUACAUCCUCAUGUCCAUGAAAGACAACAACUGCGGUGUUACUACUGAUGCUGUUUUCCCAAUUGUUGCUUAACGGGAGCACGACUUGGCCAAUUCUUUCAGGCAAUUUCAAAGAAAAUGCAAAUCCAGACCUCUACUGAAGGGGGGCCACGUUCUUCUCAUCUUCUGGACUUCAUCUUAAAUCAUAGAACUGGAAGAAACUCAAGACAUACAUCUCAAUGAAAAUUCUCAGUCAUCUUCUAGGUAGAGUUGUCUGGAAGUUGAGUCAUGGCAACUGGAUCUCUUUUCCUUCUGGUUGUAACGUUUCACUGCUUCUCCAAGUAGCUUCUUCAGUCUGAGCAAGUUGGUUAGGGGGCCCCUCUAAUUAACCAACGAACUAACUUAUAUGGGAUCCCCCUAACCAACUUGGUCUAAUUCAGUGUUUCUCAACCUUGGAAGCUUGAAGAUGGGUGGACUUCAACUCCCAGAAUUCUGGAAGUUGAAGUCCACCCAUCUUCAAGCUACCAAGGUUGAGAAACACUGGUCUAACUGAAGAAGCUACUUGGAUAAGCAACGAAAUCUUUCAGACCAAAAAGGAAAGAAGUCCAGUUGCCAUGCCUCAACAUCCAGUCAAGAGGUACAUAUUUUUUUUUACUUAGUUGCUGCCCGUGAUGGUUUUUUUUUUGACAACACAGGCCAUUUUGCAAGGGAUGUUUUGCCUUGAAAAUCUGGGAAGGGGUGCCCCAAAUAAAUAAAAUGGCCACAUCCAUCCUCCUUGGCAGCACCCCAAAUAAAAUGUAAACAGGAUUUCAGCUCUUUUCCCCACCAAUAGUUUAGAUAUCUCCAACUUCCUAAAACUUUCUCCCAAAAAUAUGGAAAAAGAAAAUUCAUUCUAUAUUUAUAGGCAUGAAUAUACAUUCCUCUGAUGAUUGACUUCUUCCAGUCUAGCCUACAUCCCUGGAUGUCCUUCUGGUCUUCCAUUGAAGUAAUACCAGACCUACCUAUUAACCAACCAACUAACUGGCUAACAGGUCUAUUGUUGAAACCAAUUACAGGCAGAUAAAUGCUGUCACUUUUUUUAGCCUAUCAGUUUUUUAUGGCCUAGCAUAAAGUCCCCGAACUGCAUUUAUUCCUCAAAGCUUUAGCCAUGACCUGCAGAAUUCUCUAAAAAUUGCUGCUAAAUUGUAAUUUUUUAAUAGAAUUGGGGAGGGGGGGGGAAAUAAAAAUGUGGAAAUAAGUUGUUACUGUAAUUGAACUAAUUUAAUAUCAUUUUCGUUAUGUGCUUAAAUAAAACCAAGUUUAUAUCCAUGUAAA
Molecule: messenger RNA, 3042 nt
Organism: Pantherophis guttatus
Lineage: Eukaryota; Metazoa; Chordata; Lepidosauria; Squamata; Colubridae
Product: digestive cysteine proteinase 2-like
Biological process (GO): proteolysis
Molecular function (GO): cysteine-type peptidase activity
Source: RefSeq, a predicted model, not a curated record